GAUGUGCUUUUUUAUGAACUCCGCGAGAUUUUUUAGAAGUCAGUCUGUUAGCAUCCGUUAUUUGUAGUUUUUUUUUGGCUGUGGCUAAUACGCAUCCAUGAGCGAGAAUUCUGAAAUUUUGCUUACGGGGACAGGCACCGGAAUGGUGCCGCAAGCACUAGUUCUGUCAGGGGCUUCGGGUUUAUCACUGCAGGCUUCCCUGGUGUCUGCUGGCAACCCAGCUGGAGUUGGAGUUUAUGGGCUUAGAAUUCAAUCGGCCACUUGUUCUACAUUGAAUAAGGCGUACAGGAAGCCCAAAGGGAAAAAGCGCGUCAAUCAAGAUGAGGAGCAAGACGGAGAGAAGCCAUCGCGUAAGCAGCAGCCGCCCAACGAAGAAACGUUAAAAAAAUUGCGCAAUAUCGUCGAGGUAAACCCUUAUAAUCAUACAUCGAAGGAAUCCCAUGACGCUUGGUGUAAAGUUGUUUUGCUCAGCCGUGAGCAAAAAAAGAACAGCGAAGGACAAUUGGUGGCCGACGCAAGUCCGGUGUUAUCAAAAGAAAUUCUAAGCAUUAAAGCCCUGGUGCGUCGGAAUAUGACGAGAUACAAUGAACGCCAUGUGCGGAUUACUGGCACCGAAGAAGAAUGGGAAGAAUGGGACAGAUUAAUGGAGCAAAUAAAAGAAUACUCUGAAUGUGUGCCAUUGUCUACUCGGGAUCCCGAGAAAGCAGCCAGGGAAGCCGGCCUUCAGGCGCGUACUCGCGUUACUCAACUCGGUAUGAGAAGUGGAACAACAAAAGAAAGUUGGGAUAUUGCUGACGAGGAACAGGACCGGGAAGAUUUUGAAAUGGAUAUGGGCUUGACGGAUCACCCUGAUGAGCUAGCUGCAAAGCUUCAGUUUGACGAUAAUGGCAGAAGAUGAGCUGGCGCAGUUUCGUGAUGAUGGAACGGUUGAUGUUGUUACGGCUAGCCGUAAGAGUGGGGUACCCCAAAACGCAGCACCUGUAGCAGAAGACGAGACAGAAGCAGUUGCUGACACGUGCGACGCGGCUACCCGCAAUGUCCGGCUUUCCGGAGAGCGAUCAAGUAUAUCGGAGCCGGCAUCGCCAGCAGGGGACGAUGGGCCAACUUUUGCUCGUGACGUGGUGAAUAAAAAAGCAGCAGGCCACAGCAUGUUACUGAAAAACGCUUCCAAAGCAGAUGCAUAUACCUUGGCAAAAAAAACUCAACGAAAAAAAUUACCGGAAAAAGUACGCCAAGAGCGAAUGGUGACCAGUCGGCAGCAAAUCGUACAGACGUUCACAAGCCUUAAUAAAACGGUGGCCAGAAUGAAACAGGGUGAUUCCGAAGAACGGCGUUUUGAUCGUGAGGAACGUGCUAAAGACAGGGAAGCAGAACGCGAGUCGCGCCAAGAAGAUCGCGCCCUCCAGUGGAAGUUGGCACAGCAGGAUGCAGAAAUGAAGGAAAAGGACCGCUAAGAGCGCAUCAAAAAAGAAGAGGAUGACAGAAACGAACGCAAGGAAAGUCGAGACCAACAGUCCCAACUUCAAAAAUUGGAAAUCGAAGGCCGGAAUAAACAACAGGAGAGAAUGCUAGACAUGAUGGAAAAAUUUGUCAGCAAAUAGCUGUUUUGCUUUUUGUGGUUGCAUUUUUUUCUUGAGUUCUGGCUAGCCAGUUGUCAGUAGGGAAGCCUACCGUUUUUUAUUAACUGUUGUAGCGCAGAUAUGUUUCUAAAGACGGCGCAUGCACGCCAAACUUUCGAAAAACAAGUUCAAAGCCGUACAUACA
Paramacrobiotus metropolitanus is the source of this 1764-nucleotide messenger RNA. RefSeq lists its product as uncharacterized. The record is from RefSeq and is a predicted model, not a curated record. Bases 98 to 898 code for a protein of 266 amino acids. NCBI's taxonomy places the organism in Eukaryota, Metazoa, Tardigrada, Eutardigrada, Parachela, Macrobiotidae. The transcript has 2 exons.